AGUGGUGACGGGGAAGCCAACAGUUUGCGAAGCAGGGAAGCGGGCAGGGCCAGGGUGAGGGAAAUGAGCUCGAAUUGAUAAGGACAGCUCCCGCCUCUGCCGAGUCCACUGAGCGGGUCCUCACCGCGCUCCGCUGCACUUUCCCGGGAGAAGAAAGGGCUUUAUCUCCUCCCUCAGACUACUAGCCUAGGAGUUUCUCGGGGCAGCAUGGAUAAUCGAAGGGGGUCCCAGCUUUUGGAGAGCUAAGAUUCGCCCACCCCGCACGCUUGUCGGGCCCCUGUUCCUACCCCCUCCCCCAAACUGGGCCGACUGCGAAAAGCAAAGCUUCGGGCAUAAGUUGACCUGAAACCUUCACCGUCGGUCGCCUCUGCGCUUUCAGGGCACCCCCGGCUCCCCACUCCCCAGCCUUUCCCUUCAUCCGGCCCGGCAUGGACACAAGCCCACGAGGUGCCUCGGCCUCAGCCGCCACUUUGCCGUCGCUGCUGCCACUGCUGUUGCUGCCAACAGCUGAGGUGAUUUUAGGAAAGUGAGGUUGGAGGAGGGUUUAAAGCCAGGUGCACAGAGUCAGCUCGCCAUGUCCAGAUCCGGGGACAGGACUUCCACCUUCGACCCCAGCCACAGCGACAACCUGCUGCACGGCCUCAACCUGCUGUGGAGGAAGCAGCUGUUUUGCGACGUGACCCUGACGGCCCAGGGCCAGCAGUUCCACUGCCACAAGGCCGUGCUGGCCUCCUGCUCGCAGUACUUCCGAUCGCUCUUCUCCAGCCACCCCCCUCUCGGGGGAGGGGUCGGCGGCCAGGACGGCCUGGGGGCCCCCAAGGACCAGCAGCAGCCGCCGCAGCAGCAGCAGCCGUCACAGCAGCAGCAGCCGCCGCCGCAGGAAGAGCCCGGGACUCCUUCUUCCUCCCCCGACGACAAGCUGCUGACCAGUCCCCGGGCCAUCAACAACCUGGUGCUGCAGGGCUGCUCGUCCAUCGGGCUGCGCUUGGUGCUCGAGUACCUCUACACGGCCAAUGUGACCCUGUCCCUGGACACGGUGGAGGAGGUGCUGUCGGUCAGCAAGAUCCUGCACAUCCCCCAGGUCACCAAGCUCUGCGUGCAGUUCCUCAACGACCAGAUCUCGGUGCAGAACUACAAGCAGGUGUGCAAGAUCGCCGCGCUGCACGGCCUGGAGGAGACCAAGAAGCUGGCCAACAAGUACCUGGUGGAGGAUGUGCUGCUGCUCAACUUCGAGGAGAUGCGCGCCCUGCUGGACUCGCUGCCGCCCCCCGUGGAGUCGGAGCUGGCGCUCUUCCAGAUGUCCGUGCUGUGGCUGGAGCACGACCGGGAGACCCGCAUGCAGUACGCGCCUGACCUCAUGAAGCGCCUCCGCUUCGCGCUGAUCCCGGCCCCGGAGCUGGUGGAGCGGGUCCAGUCAGUGGAUUUCAUGCGAACCGACCCGGUCUGCCAGAAGCUGCUGCUGGACGCCAUGAACUACCACCUGAUGCCCUUCAGGCAGCACUGCAGGCAGAGCCUGGCCAGCAGAAUUCGCUCUAACAAGAAAAUGCUGUUAUUGGUUGGAGGGCUGCCUCCUGGACCGGACCGGCUCCCCAGCAAUUUGGUUCAGUAUUACGACGAUGAAAAGAAGACGUGGAAAAUACUCACAAUUAUGCCAUACAACAGUGCCCACCACUGCGUUGUGGAGGUGGAAAACUUCUUGUUCGUGUUGGGUGGAGAGGACCAGUGGAAUCCGAAUGGCAAACACAGUACAAAUUUUGUCAGCCGUUAUGAUCCUCGAUUUAACAGCUGGAUUCAACUUCCACCCAUGCAAGAAAGAAGAGCCAGUUUCUACGCAUGUCGGUUGGACAAACAUUUAUACGUUAUUGGCGGAAGGAAUGAAACCGGCUACUUGUCCAGUGUGGAGUGCUAUAACCUAGAAACAAAUGAAUGGCGCUAUGUGUCCUCUUUGCCACAGCCUCUGGCGGCUCAUGCGGGAGCAGUGCACAAUGGGAAAAUAUACAUUUCAGGGGGUGUACACAAUGGAGAAUAUGUCCCAUGGCUAUAUUGCUAUGACCCAGUAAUGGAUGUCUGGGCUCGAAAACAAGAUAUGAACACAAAACGCGCAAUUCACACUUUGGCUGUAAUGAAUGAUCGCUUGUAUGCAAUUGGAGGAAAUCAUUUGAAAGGUUUCUCCCACCUUGAUGUAAUGCUUGUGGAAUGCUAUGACCCGAAAGGUGACCAGUGGAAUAUACUCCAAACUCCCAUUUUGGAGGGUCGAAGCGGCCCUGGCUGUGCAGUGCUUGAUGACAGCAUUUACCUUGUGGGAGGCUACAGCUGGAGUAUGGGGGCCUACAAGUCAUCUACAAUAUGCUAUUGUCCAGAGAAAGGAACCUGGACAGAACUCGAAGGUGAUGUAGCAGAACCGUUGGCAGGCCCUGCCUGUGUGACAGUUAUUCUGCCCUCUUGUGUGCCAUACAAUAAAUAACACCAGGAAACUCUGGAAUGAACGGUAUCACAUUCUAGGAAGCAAUGGCACGCGACAUCACUAUUAUAAUAGGAACAAUGCAUUCUAAUGGUACAACUGCCAAAACCCACCCCUGGUUUCUGAUGAUUUAUAAGUAACUACAAAAGGAAGACACCUGUUCUUGAACAUAUACUGUGUCUGUAACCCAGAUCGUACCAAACUUCCUGUGGUGACAGACUCUUCCAUUUCAGACUGGUUUUAACUUAUCCCAGCUUUACAAAAACUCUUCAUGUGAAUCUUAACUUUCAAAAGGAGAAAGAUAAGAUACAGAAGACUGGCCCCAGAGAGACCUGAGAUCAGUAUUGUGCAUUGUAGUCUACCUGCAUGGGAUCUAUGUUGACAUUUCGGGGAUAUUGUGUUCAAGAAUGAUUCCAAAUUUGAGCCAGCAAAAUAUACUGCAUUACAGAAAUUGCCACUUGAUUCUGUAUUCUUAACCUUUGGCUACUUCACAGACUCCAUUGGCAACACUGUUAUUGAAAAUCAUAUAAGAUCAAAGAGAGGCAUUUUCGUUUCUAUACAACUUCAUUUCAUACACCUUCUGCCCUUAUAGCACCUCAUGGGAUCAGAAAAGAGAAACAUGUUGGCUCUUGUAAUAAAUGCUUUCUACCCUAGGUUCUAAGCUAGACAAUGUCAUCAUUUCUGUAUCCUCAAUUUUAUCUGAAAGAUUAAAACAAAACACAUUAUGUCACUAUUCAGUUCAUGGAGGUUGUGCUUUUUCCUAACAUGUUAUUUACUUCAAAAGACAGGAUUGACAAAUUCAGUCACGUACUAUUUUAGAGAUUCUGUUAUAUGAUAUGUCUGACCCAAAUUUAAUCCAUAAUAAAAAAAAUGAGAGAUUGUUUUCAGGAAUUCAGGGAUGAAAAGAAAGAAUAAUUUCUGUUAAGUACAAUUCCAGUUGUCUUUCUGUUUCUAAAACACAGAACUUACAAGAGCCACAGGAGCCAAUUAUAGCACCUGACAAAAUACUUCUCCUCUUCCUCACCUUUGGGUGGCUCUAGACACUUGACUUACGAUCGUUAUUCCCCCAAUUCAUCAUAUUUUGUUUGUUAUCACCAGAGAUGCUUGAACUCAGUUAAGCGAGCAAUUGCUAGUUGUCUUGAGGAGCAUGAGGAAUUCAGGAGCAGAAGGUCAGGAUAGCAUGAGAUAGUCUCAGUGUGGCCAACCAAAAGGACAAAACUGACAGGAAUGCACAUUCGAUUUUCACGCCCUUCAGAGCUUGAACAACAACUUUAGGAGUAAAUAAAAGCCUAAAAUAUUUUUUAACCAUCCAGAGAUGGCGUUGAAUCCUUCAACAAAUGUGUCAUUCAAAACAAUAAUUAGGGAAAUCCCACAGAUGAAAAAUGCCUUGGUGAUAAGCUUUCAUGGCAGAGCACGUCAAGAUAAAUGGGUAUACUGGAAUCCAAUGCCGUUUCUACAGUAAAGUGCAAUCUUCAUUGUUUUUGUAUUUAUUUGUAUGUUCAGAUCCAAAGGAUCCGUUGUAAAAAUAUAUAUAUAAAUAUAUGUAUAUCCAGUGCAAUCAACUUUCAUUUCUUUUUCCUUGAAAACAUAUGAGUAUAUAGAAAGAAAAGUUACAGUACUCUGUGGGAAAAUCUCAGCUGACAUCAUGAAUAGAACGAGGUCUGUUUCAGAACCUUUUGUUGUCAACUGUCACUGUUUCUUCCAAAAGUCACAGUUUAUACAAGAACAUUUGCUUUCCUUAGACUUGUUCUGAAUUUUAUUUUUUAUUUCUCGCCAAAAUAAAUAAAAGCAUUUAUGAGAACUAUAAGUAAAGCUUUCUGUAUUUCAGAAAGACAUCAGUUACUAGAAAGUGAAAAGUGAAUAAAUAAGUCACAGAGAAUGUAAAUUUUGUACAGUAUUAGAAUGUGUAAAUGAAGCUUGCUUGGAAGGGGAAAACUUUAAAUAAAAACUUUAUGUACUAAUUCAACUGUUUCUCAUAUCCUACUUACAUAGCAUAUGUAUAAAUCUCUACAUUAAACUGUUUGAAGGUUUGUGAUAUGUAAAUGCCUAAAUAUUUUCGUUCUGAAGCUAUGAUUUACAAGUGUAUUUGGCUUUCUCACAAUAUGUAAAUGUAUACAGUAUGGACAGUGCUAAAAUUAUGGAAUACUUCUGGAAAAGGUUGUCAGUUAAAAAUCAUAUGGAAUCUGAUGUUUUCACUACAAGGGUGUUACAAUAAGACAUAACUUACCUGAAAUCAAAUAACUAAAUAUUUACACACAUUAUUAGAAGUACCAUAUGUGUUAACAAAUACUUUUUAAAGGAUAAUGAAUCACACAUUUUAUUAAAUCAAUGAUCAAAUACA
Macaca mulatta (Rhesus monkey) is the source of this 4802-nucleotide messenger RNA. The record is from RefSeq and is a predicted model, not a curated record. NCBI's taxonomy places the organism in Eukaryota, Metazoa, Chordata, Mammalia, Primates, Cercopithecidae.